Messenger RNA from Lates calcarifer (barramundi perch), 1851 nucleotides. It is a transcript of the gene faim2b, whose product is annotated as Fas apoptotic inhibitory molecule 2b. The record is from RefSeq and is a predicted model, not a curated record. Bases 247 to 1014 code for a protein of 255 amino acids. Gene Ontology annotation, biological process: negative regulation of apoptotic signaling pathway. NCBI's taxonomy places the organism in Eukaryota, Metazoa, Chordata, Actinopteri, Centropomidae. Gene Ontology annotation, cellular component: Golgi apparatus; endoplasmic reticulum; membrane. The transcript is spliced from 12 exons.
UAAAGCUUCGGCAUAAUCCGCACACUGGGAGGUAAAUUCAGAGCAAGAACUACUCUACAAAUAACAUUUUGCUCACAACUUGCUGUGUUUUGGACCACGCAUACACCAUUAAGUAAGAGAGGAAGAGUUGAGAAAUUUCAGAUUUGGGAUUUAAAAUAGCUGCAUAUUACAAAAACAUUUUGUAAGUGACUCCGGAAUAGUUUCCCUCAUCAUCAGGAACAUAAAGGAGCAAAAAAGGGAAGAAUCAUGAAAAAGGGAAAGCAGGUAGCAGAGGGCAAUGAGCCCCCCAGCUAUCAGGAGGCAACAGCAGGCUAUGAGGAGAUGCAGGCUCAAUUCGCCUGGGAUGAGAAGGUCAUCAGGCAGACCUUCAUCAGGAAGGUCUAUGCCAUUCUCAUGGUUCAGCUGCUGGUGACUGUGGCAAUUGUUGGUCUUUUCACAUUUUGCGAACCGGUGACGUUUUAUAUUCAGACUCAUCCCAACUUGUACAUGAUGUCUUAUCUCAUGUUCUUCAUCACUUACAUUGCACUGUCCUGCUGUGGAGAUCUGAGGAGGCAGUUUCCCUGGAACAUCAUCCUGUUAGUUCUCUUUACUGUGAGCAUGGCCUUCAUGAUGGGAUUUGUGUCGAGCUUUUACAACACCAAAUCAGUGGUGCUGUGCCUGGGGAUCACAGCUCUGGUGUGUCUGUCUGUCACCAUCUUCAGCUUCCAGAGCAAGGUGGAUGUCACAUCCUGUCAGGGCGUCCUGUUUUCUCUGUGCAUGGUCAUGCUCUUUUGUGCCAUCACCAUCUCCAUCGUCGUCCCCUUUGGAUAUGUUCCCUGGUUACAUGCUGUUUAUGCUGUGACAGGAGCCAUCCUAUUUACUCUGUUCCUGGCAUUUGACACUCAGAUGCUAUUAGGAAACAAACGCUACGCCAUUAGUCCAGAGGAAUAUAUUUUUGCCGCCCUCAGCAUCUACUUGGACGUCAUCUACCUGUUUAGCUUCCUGCUAGAGAUCACAGGAGAAGGCCGCGAGUGAACAAUCCGCACUCUAACUGAACUCUCAAAUGAACUUGGAUUUGUUACUCUCAAACUCAAAAUAUCAAGGAUAUAAGGUUUCUGAAGAAUCACUAUGUUAUAUGUUCCUUAUAUAUACGCAUCAAAACUAUACAAGGAAGUGAGAAUCUGCUGGUUCUUUGCUUAUGGUUAUGUAAAUCUUGUCUGUACAAUCCUGCUACCGGUUUUGUCCUGACAUUGCCAAUAUCCGUCUCAUGCCUCACUGUAGUUGUUCACUGUGCUCCGGCCAUUCCUGUUAGUCUGGUUUUGUAUUACAGACGGGGUCCUUUGCGACCCCCACCACCCCACAGUGUGUGUUUAAACAGUCAUUAGGCUCAUGAAUGGAUAAAAGCAGCCAUAGUCACAGAGUUGAGUGUGAUCAGUUUCCUUGGCCGCGUUACUGUUUAUCUAUCACUGAGCCAAAAAUGAAGAUUUGGGAAAUCUGCACUUUCAAGCUCAGCAGGGUUGAGUUUGUUUUAUACUUGUUUUUUUAACGCACAGCUUUGAUGUUUUACUGUGUGUGUCACCUGAACCAGCAGAUUUCAGCUAACUUCCAGACUUAAGACUGAAGGCAACAAAGUCCAACAAUAAAGGGAAAACGUGUGUAGCUGCAUAUAAGUCAUUUAGAGAUCAUGUGGCCUUUGGGAUGUGUCCGAAAAUUUUUAAGCAUAGCUAGUAACACUGAUGACCAGGAUGUGAGCAUUAGAAAUGUUUUAUCUGUAUAGUUAAAAAAAAAAAAAACUGGAUACAACAUGUUAAUAUUUUUUUAAGGACAACGAGUUGUAGAUGUUUAAUCCUGUCAUGAUUAAAAUAAAACCAA